Molecule: messenger RNA, 4123 nt
Organism: Lineus longissimus
Lineage: Eukaryota; Metazoa; Nemertea; Pilidiophora; Heteronemertea; Lineidae
Product: DNA polymerase subunit gamma-1-like
Exons: 22
Coding region: 201-3842 (1213 amino acids)
Biological process (GO): mitochondrial DNA replication
Cellular component (GO): gamma DNA polymerase complex; mitochondrion
Molecular function (GO): DNA-directed DNA polymerase activity; 3'-5' exonuclease activity; DNA binding
Source: RefSeq, a predicted model, not a curated record
UGCGCUGAAUUGUUUUGUUGCAAAAGUGCAAAAAUCUGGGUGAUUGUGUCAUCUACGUAAUAGUAAGUCUACUGGAAAUGCUCCAUACAAAAUAAUGUAUGGUAGAGCUUGAUUAAGAAGCAAUGGUAACAAACUAAGUACCUGUUGCCAGUGACUACAACUAGUACAAGUGUUGAUUAUUGGACACCUCCAGAUUAAAAAUGUUGAGACUGAUUCAUAUAAGUCAACACAGAUUUCAUAAUAUUGUAAAUUAUUUCAAACCAAAAUCUACCAACUUUAAUCCUAUCAUAAUCAUAAAGAAAUCUCAAAGGUAUUUUGCUACUGAUGUAGGAAGUCGUCAUGAAAAUGAAGAAACUGUUGUUGACUCAGUGUCGUCUGCUAAAACAGGAAAAGUGAGUCAAGAUCCAAGAUUAAAUCCAAUAGGAAUACAGUUACUUUCACAACCAUUGUAUGAACAAGUUUUUGGUGGAAAUCAAGUGAAGGAAAGUUCCAAAGACGUGAGGGACGAAAUUGAAAAAUCCCUUGGUAAACAUGGCUUGAAAAUCACUGAUUCUACAGUCCUGUCUGAUGUGGACUUUGAAUUGCCAGAAUUGAAAGGGCAGGACCUCGAUAGUCACUUUAGGAACCUCGCUUCCGAACAGACGAAAACGUACAGAGAAUUAGGUGAUCAUCUUUCGAAAUGCUGCUUGCCGCCUAUGCCACUGAUUUGGGAAUACACUUCGGGGUGGACAAUGUACAAAGAUGGUGUCGUCUCUAAAGUUGCUGCGCCAUUGGAGGAUGGGUUGGUGUUUGAUAUUGAGUUGGUGGUUGGUGAAGGUCAUUACCCUACCAUGGCAACUGCUGCUUCAUCAAAGGCAUGGUACUCAUGGUGCAGUGAAAGACUGAUCGAUGAGAAUGUCAAGCUUAAAAUGUCAACAAGGAUGGAUCCAAACUGCUUGAUUCCUUUAGAGCUACCUGGGAGUGAGCCUCGAGAGAAAGUAGUGGUCGGCCAUAAUGUCAGUUUUGACAGAUCAUUUGUCAAAGAACAGUAUUACAUCGAUAAUGGCAAAACCAGAUUUGUUGACACGAUGUCCUUCCAUAUUGCGGUAGCAGGCUUCACUAGCCAUCAGCGUCUGCUGUAUAAUGCGGCCAAGAGUGGUGGGUCCGGUGAGAGGAAGGAGCUCACCGAAAUGAAGGAACGACUGGAAGGAGCUCGCAUUGAGGAUGAAGAGUGGUUUAUCACAGGGUCAUUGAAUAAUCUAGCAGCUGUUCACAAGAACCAUUGUGGAGGUCCAGAUCUCAAGAAGGAAGCUCGCGAUGUGUUUUUGAAAGGGACCAUGACAGAUGUUAGGGAAAAUUUCCAGGAACUAAUGGAAUAUUGUGCCAAUGACGUAAAAGCAACUCAUGAAGUCCACAAAAAACUAUGGCCGGAAUUCUUCAAAAGAUUUCAGCAUCCUGUCACCUUCGCCGGUAUGCUGGAGAUGGGGACGGCCUAUUUACCUGUCAAUUACAACUGGGAGAAGUACAUUGCAGAAAGUGAGGCAACGUUCAAUGAUUUCAAGCGGGAGUUGAAGCUACUGCUGAUGAAGGCUGCCAACGAUGCUGUGGCACUUGUUAAAAACGACCAGUUCAAAAAGGACCCGUGGUUGUGGGACCUGGAUUGGUCAACAAAGGACAUAAAAAUCAAGAAACCUCCCAAGAAAACAGCUAAAGUUCUCGCUGCAGAAAAAGCUGAGAAGGAAAAGAAGUUGACGGAUGAAGAAAAGCUACAGAAAGUCCUGGACACAUCAAAGAGCUUGUACAAAACCCGUCCUCACAUGCCCGGAUAUCCAGGAUGGUACCGUGAACUCUGUCUGAAGCCUAACGAUGAAAACUACAUACCAGGACCAUCCAAGAUCAGCACAGCUACUCGAGCUACGGCCAAGAUCCUGCGUUUAACUUGGGAUGGCUACCCUCUUCACUAUGAUGAGACAUUGGGCUGGGGUUAUCUCAUCCCUGGGAGGAACGAUCCCAAACUGGAGCAUCUCAUAAUGUCUGGUGUCAAUGCUGAAGACGUUUCGGCAUUCCCUGUGAAGUCUUUGUACAAAUUAUUCUCAAAGACUGUCAUUGAAGAAGCUGAGAAGAACAAGACAUCUUCUGAUAGUGACUCUCCAGCAGCAGGGUCAGCAAGUACCUCUCAUUUUACCAAUAAUCUGAACAACCUGCUUAUGGAGAUUACGGAUGAGAGCUCAGAUUCGCUCAGAGAUAUGUUGAUAAACUUAAAGAGAUGGAAAGAAGAGAAUGCCGAUUCUAAGACACGAGAUCAGAUACAGAAGAAGAAAGCCAAUUGGAUGAAGAGGAGGAAUCUUAAAGUCGAGGAUUCUGGAGAGAAGCCGUUUUUCCAUAAUGGUGAUGGGCCAUAUGAGACGACUGAUAACAUCUUAGGAUCGUGGUUCUUCAGGAUUCCUCACAAGGAUGGCACUGACAAGAACGUUGGCAAUCCCCUGUCCAAGACGUUUCUGAAUAAGAUAGAAGAUGGUACUCUAAAGGCUUGUUCCGGGGAGGCAGCCCGGGUGCUGAAGCUGAGUAAAGUCUGUGCCUACUGGAACAACAACCGGGACCGAAUUAGGAAACAGAUGGCAGUUUGGCUGAGGAAGAAGGAUUUACCAGAAGCAGUAAAACAGUCUGAAGAUUAUGAUGAGAAUGGAAUCUAUGGUGCUAUAUUACCAAGAGUUGUGACUGCCGGUACUGUGACGCGCAGGGCUGUUGAACCAACUUGGAUGACCGCCAGUAAUGCUUAUUCCGAUCGUAUUGGCAGUGAGUUGAAGGCAAUGAUUCAGGCACCUCCUGGUUAUCACUUCGUAGGGGCAGAUGUUGAUUCUCAGGAACUCUGGAUUGCCGCCAUUUUGGGUGAUUCUUACCACACGAAAAUCCACGGGUCGACAGCGUUUGGAUGGAUGACACUCCAAGGGAAGAAAAGUGACGGCUCUGAUCUUCAUAGCAAGACUGCCCAACUCAUGGGCAUCAGCAGAGACAAUGCAAAGGUUGUGAAUUACAGCAGGAUCUACGGAGCAGGCCGACCAUUCGCUGAGAGGCUCCUUGUUCAGUUUAACCAUCGUCUGACUCCAAAAGAAGCUGAAGCCAAUGUAAAGAAGAUGUUCAAAGCUACGAAAGGGACAAGGCAGUUUGUAACCCUUGACAGUGGAGAAAGGAAGGCCAAGUGGGCUGGAGGAACUGAAUCGGAGAUGUUUAACAAGCUCGAGAGCAUCGCGUUGUCUGAUGAGCCGAAGACGCCGGUGCUUAAUUGUGCCAUUAGCAAGUCAUUGGAGUCUCAGAGUGUGAAAGGUUACUUCAAAACGAGCCGUGUCAACUGGGUUGUCCAGAGUUCUGCUGUCGACUACCUUCACCUGAUGCUAGUGAGCAUGCGAUGGAUGUUUGACAAGUACAAGAUAAGCGGGCGAUUUUGCAUCAGUAUCCAUGACGAGGUGCGGUAUCUCGUCAAGAGUGAGGACAGGUUCCGAGCAGCUCUGGCACUUCAGAUCACCAACCUGCUGACACGAUCCAUGUUUGCUCACAAGCUGAAUAUGGGAGAUUUACCUCAGUCUGUGGCUUUCUUCAGUGCAGUCGACUUGGACAAGUGUUUGAGGAAGGAGGUCAACUUGGACUGUGUGACACCCUCGAAUCCAAGAGGACUGGCCAGAGGUUAUUCCAUCCCAGAAGGGGAAGCAUGUGAUAUUUUUGACAUCCUAAAGAUCACCAACAAUGGGUGCUUAGAUCCUCAAGAGCCAAACGAACCUGACGUCAAGGACAAUACCCACGAUACCCACGAUAUAGCAGAUGAGGCCGCUGGAGCAGAAGAUCACGCAUUUCACAGAGCUGGAUAGGACACAUCUAUUCUGCAGUGUUGGUGCUUCGAUGCGAGUUGAAAGACAAUACUUACCAUGAGGAUAUGUUUUAUGAGUGGUCUAUCAUGCACUAUGUGAUCAUCUUGAAAGUUAUUGCAUUUGAAAUGGAUCAUCCUACCAGAGUGCAUUUAUCAGACUUGAUUGGACAGUCAAAAGUAUUUGGCAUUCGUUUAUGCCUUGGGCUUUAGCAAAGACAUGAAUAGUUCGAUUUCUUGUUCUGUUAAAGUAGAGGCUACUUCUUGAAAGGACAUGAAUGUGUU